CGUCCUAGAUAGAAGAAAAAUCCAAUAAGAUCCAGUUUGCAACUUUCCUAUUCUUAUGGUAUGCAAACCCUCACCCGUCCAUUAAUCAAAUUUCCAAAUUCGAUUCGGUUCAACCCCUGGAAACAUUCACCCUCUCUCUAUAUAAUCUGCCCCCAUUAUCACUAAUCUCUGUCGAUAUUACUCAGUUUCACACACAUUUCAAGUCCCAACCAACCCAUCUCUCUCUCUCUCUCUCUCUCUCUCUCUCUUUCUCUCUAUCUCUCUCUCUCUCUCUCAUGGGUGUCUUCGGAGGUGCAGUAUUCGUGGUCAUUUCUCUACUUGUGAGUGACCUAGCGGUUACGACGCUGGGACAUACUAAUGGAAAGAGAGAAGAAACUGUCGAGGCCGGUUCCUGCGAUGCCUCCGCAGGAUCGUGGGUCUAUGAUAGUUCAUACCCUCUCUAUAACUCAUCCCAGUGUCCCUUCCUACAGAAGCAGUUCAAGUGCCUUGAGAAUGGCAGGCUCGACAGAGAUUACCUCAAGUACAGAUGGAAGCCCGCCGGCAACUGCAACUUGCCGAGGUUUGACGGCCGAGCCUUCUUGUUUGGAUUGAGAGGGAAGAGGCUGAUGUGUGGGGACUCGUUAAGCUUGAAUCAAUGGCAAUCCCUCACUUGCAUGGUUCAUACCGCGGUGCCCAAGGCCAAAUACACUUUGACAACAGUUGCUGGGCUUUCCAACUUCUCAUUCCCAGAAUAUGGAGUGCAGCUGAUGUUUUUCCGAGACGCGUUCCUGGUGGACAUAGUGAGCACGAGCACCGGGCGAGCUCUCAGGCUCGACUCUCUCCAGAACGCCAAGCUAUGGGAGGGCGUCGACGUGUUGGUAUUCAACUCGUGGCAUUGGUGGCUUCACAGGAGGAAACAACCAUGGGAUUAUAUCCAAGAAGGGAAUAAGAUUUACAAAGACAUGAAUCGCUUGGUGGCCUACAAGAAGGCAAUGAAUACUUGGGCCAAAUGGGUGGACUCCAGGGUGGACCCAUUGAAAACUACUGUCUUCUAUCAAGGAGUUUCCCCAGACCAUGCAACUGCAAGUGACUGGGGUCAACCGAACGCCGACGCUUGUGUCGACCAGAAGCAUCCGCUCGCUGUGCGGCGAUACCCAGCCGGCCCAAACCCGGCGGAACUGGUGGUAGAGAAAGUAAUAAGAUCGAUGACGUACCCGGUCCGUCUGCUCAACGUCACGUAUCUCUCGCAGCUCCGAGUAGAUGGACAUCCAUCGGUGUAUGGCUUGGGAGGACACAGGACCAUGGAUUGCAGCCACUGGUGUCUUGCUGGAGUUCCUGACACCUGGAAUUUGCUCCUUUAUCAGUCUCUUGUAGCUCACAACUUUUGAAUCUGCACAUCGCUAGAAUAAGUGAACAAUUCACAUUCAGAUUUAAUUCAUCAUGGAAAUUUGUGGUAUUGGGGAAAGAAAAUUCCCUAUUUGUGGC
This is a messenger RNA of Eucalyptus grandis, 1464 nucleotides long. Its product is annotated as protein trichome birefringence-like 43. The record is from RefSeq and is a predicted model, not a curated record. Gene Ontology annotation, cellular component: Golgi apparatus. Gene Ontology annotation, molecular function: O-acetyltransferase activity. NCBI's taxonomy places the organism in Eukaryota, Viridiplantae, Streptophyta, Magnoliopsida, Myrtales, Myrtaceae.